AUUUCAGUCCCGUCACCCUCUCCUUUUUCUGCUCCUCAGAGUCAACAGCUGCUGCAGUAGGAGCCAUACCCUUGGUUCCCCUAACUAGCACCUUCCCCUCCCACCCCUCACAGCGUGCUGGUAGCCCCUCCUCCCAGCACCUGCCCAAAGGUCAAAGGACAGGUAAGAGGUGGGAGAAGAGGGACAAAGGAAUGAGGGGAAGUGUAGGAGGAGGAUGGAGUGAGUCCUGAAAAUCAGCUGAACGGAGGGAGACCCGAGAACCUCCUGUUUCCUGGUCCCAGCCCUGGCCCUCCCUGGGCAGAACGGUCUGCCCAGAGACUUCAUCCCUUCGUUAAUAGAAGCCCUGGCCACAAGAGUAAACAAUUUCUUUCUUGUUUCACUUUUUUUUUUUUUUAAAGGGACUGCCUUAGAUACUGUGGAAUAUAGAAAAACAAAUGAAGAACUGAGGAGGGAGGAGCUGAGCUUUGAGCAUGGAGUGAUGGGGAAAUCAAACCAUACCAGAGUUUAUCUGUUUUCUGUUUCUGUUGUUAGGGGAGGCAGUACAAUUGGAGCCAGGAAGGCAGAACAUGGGGUCUCUGGGGGGAGAAAGUGUGUUCUCACAGUAGCUCCCUGAACUUGGCUAAGGAGACCCACAACUGUGUGCUGUUUCCUGGAGGGAGUGUGUUUUAGUGUUGCCAUCUGAGGGUGGGGUCAGGGCAAGAGGCUCCACUGGCUGCUGUCGGGCACUGCUGCUGGGGACCCCGCUGCCUAAUUGUGAAUUGGAAACUUGUUACACAGGCUGGUGAGUUGUAUUAUCCUGUAAUUUCCACAAGGUCCUCAGAGAUGGGUGCGCUUCAGGGGAAGAUGACAAGUGGCGCUGUUUUACCAUGAGGCUUCUCCUGUAAAGCAGGGGUGGGAGAGUCCCUUCAGGAGAGCCUACAGGUGUUGCUGAUUCAAGGCUGCCUGAAGAGUGGAAGCAUUACCCCGAGACCCAGGGCCUUAGGGAGGUUUGUGAGCUGCUAAUGAUGGUGCUUUCCUGCCCACAGUGUUAGGCAGUGUUUGAGAAAAGAGGGGCUUCACCUUCUCCAGAAUGGUAGUCAGUCUCCCUUGCCCACUUGGUGUGGGCUGACUGAAAUAGGUUAGCUUGGAGUGCAUUCCACUACAAGUAUUUCCUGGUGCGACCACUAGGGUGUGCUGUUUGCUGGAAUGCAGGUUUCAUCCCUGGCAGAUUUGUCUCAAGAUUCGAUGAACAGGACUUCAUUUUGGGAUAUCACCGGCAUUUUGGCAGUGAAAACUGCAGGCUGAAAGGAGGAGCACUGGAGCACAGAUCCUGGGGGAAUCCUGGAGGGCACAUCUCUCCCUGACUGCUGCUGGCCACUGCGAGGGCAAUGCCAGGAAACUGGUGAAGGCUUUCCUCUGCUUCCCCACCAUGGCUGACAGCAUUAAGUAUGAAGUGGCCUCUCAGCAUGAGGCGGAUGCCUCCCCUUUGGCUGAUGAGGCCAGCUCAGGGUCCGAGCAGGUAAAGCUGAAGACGGAGAUCUCGCUGCUUAAUGGUGUGUGCCUGAUCGUGGGAAACAUGAUUGGCUCGGGCAUCUUUGUCUCCCCCAAAGGUGUGCUCAUGUACAGUGCUUCUUUUGGCCUCUCCCUGGUCAUCUGGGCUGUUGGGGGCCUCUUCUCUGUCUUUGGGGCCCUCUGUUAUGCGGAACUGGGCACCACCAUUAAGAAAUCUGGGGCCAGCUAUGCCUACAUCCUGGAGGCCUUCGGGGAAUUCCUUGCCUUCAUCAGACUCUGGACCUCCCUGCUCAUCAUCGAGCCCACCAGUCAGGCCAUCAUUGCCAUCACCUUUGCCAACUACCUGGUGCAGCCCUUCUUCCCAAGCUGCUUUGCACCCUAUGCUGCCAGUCGCCUGCUGGCAGCUGCCUGCAUCUGUCUCUUAACCUUCAUUAACUGUGCCUAUGUCAGGUGGGGAACCCUGGUACAAGACAUUUUCACCUAUGCCAAAGUAUUGGCACUGAUCGCAGUCAUCAUUGCAGGCAUUGUUAGACUCGGCCAGGGAGCCUCAACGCAUUUUGAGGAUUCCUUUAAAGAUUCAUCAUUUGCAAUGGGUGACAUUGCUCUGGCACUGUACUCAGCUCUGUUCUCUUACUCGGGCUGGGACACCCUCAACUAUGUCACUGAAGAGAUCAAGAAUCCUGAGAGGAACCUGCCGCUCGCCAUUGGCAUUUCCAUGCCCAUUGUCACCAUCAUAUACAUCUUGACCAAUGUGGCCUAUUAUACGGUGCUAGACAUGAGGGACAUCUUGGCCAGUGAUGCUGUUGCUGUGACUUUUGCAGACCAGAUUUUUGGAAUAUUCAAUUGGACAAUUCCACUGGCAGUUGCAUUAUCCUGCUUUGGUGGCCUCAAUGCCUCCAUUGUAGCUGCUUCUAGGCUUUUCUUUGUGGGCUCAAGAGAAGGCCAUCUCCCUGAUGCCAUCUGUAUGAUCCAUGUUGAGCGAUUCACUCCAGUUCCUUCUCUGCUUUUCAAUGGUAUCAUGGCACUGAUCUACUUGUGUGUGGAGGAUAUCUUCCAGCUCAUUAACUACUACAGCUUCAGCUACUGGUUCUUUGUGGGGCUCUCUAUUGUGGGUCAGCUUUACCUGCGCUGGAAGGAGCCAGAUCGACCUCGUCCCCUCAAGCUCAGCCUUUUCUUCCCCAUUGUUUUCUGCCUCUGCACCAUCUUCCUGGUGGCUGUUCCGCUUUACAGUGACACCAUCAACUCCCUCAUCGGCAUAGCCAUCGCCCUCUCAGGCUUGCCCUUUUACUUCUUCGUCAUCAGAGUGCCAGAACACAAACGGCCUCUUUGCCUUCGAAGGAUUGUGGCAUCUACCACAAAGUACCUCCAGGUCCUGUGUAUGUCAGUUGCCGCAGAAAUGGAUUUGGAAGGUGAAGGAGAGCUGCCCAAACAAAGAGAUCCCAAGUCUAACUAAAUGUCAUCUGGAAUCCUGAGAUGUGGGAAGCAGGGGCUUUUUGUCUCCUACCGGUUGGACCUAAGGAAGUUAAAAAAGGAAAGCUCACUUCUUUGGAGGCAGCUGUCCAGAAGCCCAUUCAAGGCAGCUUCAACCUUUGAAAUUAUUUUUUGAGAGAUGAAAAGUAACUUAUUUGUUUUGCUACAUAUUGUUCCAGACUUUUUAAAAGGGAUGAUAAAGCAGACUGUGGUGGGAGUAUGUCGCAUGCUGGCUUGUUCUAGUAGCACCUCUGGGUGAACCUACCCACUCCUCUUUCCCUUUAAAAGGCCCACAAUGCUCUAAACUUGUCUCCUUUUGAGAGACAAAACUGUCACAGAUGCUGGACAAUAAAAGGGUUAUGUUUCUAAA
This is a messenger RNA of Nycticebus coucang (slow loris), 3331 nucleotides long. It is a transcript of the gene SLC7A7, whose product is annotated as solute carrier family 7 member 7. Gene Ontology annotation, molecular function: basic amino acid transmembrane transporter activity; L-amino acid transmembrane transporter activity. NCBI's taxonomy places the organism in Eukaryota, Metazoa, Chordata, Mammalia, Primates, Lorisidae. Gene Ontology annotation, cellular component: membrane. The transcript is spliced from 11 exons. The coding region runs from base 1409 to 2944 and encodes 511 amino acids. Gene Ontology annotation, biological process: amino acid transmembrane transport. The record is from RefSeq and is a predicted model, not a curated record.